AUGAAGACACUCCUCCCUCUGCUCGUGGCGCCCAUCUGGCACGCCUACGCCAAUGAUGCGUGUCCUCCUAAUCAACUAGAUCGUCAUGGACAGACGAUUUGCCAUGAGAGAGUCACCGUCGUGACAGUCAUGUUUGGACCAAGUCCUACACUGAGCAUCUGCGAUGAAUAUGUCACCAUCACGCGGCCAUAUACUGGUGGUUUGCCUAUUACUGCACCAAUAACAUCUACAAUUCCUCCUCACGACAACGAACCGGGCACGGUUAUAAUUGAAACACCAACUGAUUCUCCUACUCAUCGUCCACCGCCCAGAUACACGACCAUCACGACCGCCUACACGGGCACAUCGCGCAUAUCCGGACCCAUCACCACCACCGUUCCUCCCAAGGGCACAACUCCAGGGACAGUCAUUAUCGAAACACCAACUCCGUCUCCAUCGUCAAAACUCCCUCCCCCAUCCUCCAAACCAGCAGCCUCAUCCGCAAAACCAUCUUCAGCAAAGCCCUCCUCCACCCAUCCCUCAUCGUCCUCCCCUCCCCCCGGACCAACAUUCUCCUGCGACGCAGGCGGCUUCCUCAUCCAACGCAACACCCUCUACCGCCUGGACCUCGCCACUGGCGACAACCCCGUGAUAAAAGACCGCGUCGGCCCCGGCGGCAACAUCAACGCACUAGGCUACAACAUCCUCGACAACUUCCUCUACGCCUUCAUCGCCGUCGCCAACAACCGCCAACAACUCAUCCGCAUCGACGCCGCCGGCGAAGCUACCCUGCUGCCGCUCCGGGUCCCCAACGGCCUCAACGUAGGCGACAUAGACGACCAAGGCCAAUUCUGGGUAUCCGCAAGAGGAAACCGCUGGGAACAGGUAGAUCUGAAGCCUGGCUCACGGACAUUCGGCAAGGUAGUUGCGAAGGGUACUUCGCCGGGCACAGUAGUUGCAGACUGGGUAUACUUGGAAAAUGGCGGUGACUACCUCUACUCCAUUAAGAUUGGGAGUCGGGCGAUCGGCGCCCGCUGGUCGAGGACAAGUCAUACGUGGGAGACUUUAGAUGACUACGGUGAGGUUACACCUGGUAGAGGUGGGUUUGGGGCGUUGUACGCGGUUGGGGAUGAGUUGUACGGUAGUGAUAAUGGGAGUGGUGACAUUUUUGACUUUCCUGUAGAGCAGGGCGGGAAGCCGGCGAUGAAGGUUACGGAUGGGCCGGCGACGGAUUCGAAUGAUGGGGCGAGAUGUUUCAAGGCGCCGCCGCCGGGGAAUUAG
Messenger RNA from Pochonia chlamydosporia 170, 1260 nucleotides. RefSeq lists its product as hypothetical. Lineage: Eukaryota; Fungi; Ascomycota; Sordariomycetes; Hypocreales; Clavicipitaceae. The record is from RefSeq and is a predicted model, not a curated record. Bases 1 to 1260 code for a protein of 419 amino acids. The transcript has a single exon.